CCCAAAACAACGUUCUGUCAUGGAGAACAUAGUUAUAGAUACCACUAGGAUUGAUGCCACUGCUACAUUGCAUGACGAUUUGAAACCAUGCGACGGUUAUGAUUCGAGCAGUGAAAAUGAGUCAAUUGAUUUAAAUGAUCUUAUUGAUUCAGCUGAACAAGCUAUGAUUGCAAUCAAAGAAAACCAAGUCAAUAGAACCAAAGAUGGUUUUGUUACUGAACCGUUUCAGGCUGCUGCUUUAUCGUUGGUCGAAAUACACUCUUCCGUUAUCAACAUAGAAUUUUCCAGUGUUAGGUCAGACAUGUUUAAAAGAUUCACUCAACAUUCAAUAGAGUAUCAAACUGUUGACAUUUUUUGUAAAAUUUGUGCUGAAAUAUUGAAAUCUGGAGAACGUAUAAAAUAUCCUGGAACAAACACAAAAUGCACUGGACUCUUAGUUAAAAUGUUGGAAUAUUUGGUGAAUUGUUCUGAUGACAACUGUAAACUGAGUGGCAUUGUUGCGCAGGAAAAAUCCUUUCUUAGCAUAGCGACUGAUAAGCUACUAGAAUGGAAAGAUAUUCGUUUUGGUGAUGACAUGGACCUGAAGUCAGAAGAAGGAGGAAAGAUUCUGGAAAUGCUCUGUACUAUAUUACAUAAUAUUUCCAUGUUUGAGGACUCUGUUCUAAACGUUCGAGAUGUGAAUUGUAUUGAAGCAAUGAAACCACAUCUGGAUUCGAAAGACAACAUAAUUCGACUGUUAUGCUUAGCAACCCUCGCUGAUCUUGUGAACGAGUCUGAAUGUGAAAUCUUAAAAAGCAAUGAUGACGUCAUUAAGUUUUUAAUGACGACUAUUUCAAAUGCUAUGGAACUAAGAACUUAUGACGGCUGGUCCUUAAAAGAAUUAGCUAGAAGUACGUACAUUUGAUUCUAAUUUAAUUCAAAUACUAACUUUAAUGUUGAAAUAGACAAACCUAGAAACAUGUAUUCAAUCAUCUUAAUAUAAGGGCACGACCGUAGGAAUGUAGUAGGAGAGGGAAGGAGGAUUUUUUGCGGUUGUUCAGCAUGUUGCAAGAAAUGAUAACAAUAAAAGAAUUGUUGUACAGCAUGAUGCAGUUCCACUGCUUGUGGAAAUCAUUGACAGUGGAAACAACGAGGAACAAUGUGAGGCCGUUUUGGCUAUCUGGCAGUUAUCGUUUGAUAAAGAAAACAAAGCAGACAUGAUCAAAAAGAAAGAAUGGAAGGUGGAAGAGACAUUGAAUAGAUUGUUUCAAUCAUCAAAUAAAAUAGUUAAAACGAUUAGCAGGACUUUAUGGACAAUCAAAGAUAACCAACACAGCUGUAAAUAUACAAUUAUGUUGUUAAUUAUUUUUAGAAAAUUAGAAUAUUUGACAAACCAAACCCAUCAUUAUUUGUGAUUAUUCUGUACAAUUUUUGUAUAAGGUUGGAUUUUCAUAUUUUUGUUGUCUCGAACAUGUGCAGUACACGCAAUUUAUAAAUCUGCAGUUGGAUUUAUACAUUCUAUAUGGUAUAACUAAGCAGGUAAAUCAAUACUUCUUCACCAACAUAGAAACAUAUUCUAUUAUGGAAAUUUUGUCAUAUGCAAAAAUUUGUUCAAAUAAAUGAGUGUAUCUCCUUCAUGCAUAACCCUGAUUCCUCGUCUGAUUUGGUCGUACUUUUCCGUCAUAUACGGUUAUACCAGCUCUUUUAAGUUUGAUGAAGGUUUAUAUUUUCGAUGCUCUUUGCUUCUCGAGCAUAACUGAAGACACUUUAAUUGUCUAAGUAACAAACUGGCGUAGGAAAAUCUUUAAUGUUAGAUUUAUAUUUACACGAGUGAAACAAGUAUUUUUCUAAUGAGAUGGGGCUAUUUAAUGAAAUUAAAGUUGUUUAAGGCAAAGUAUACGUAAUUGGGCCAUAUUUCGAAUUUGAUGAAAAUUUGUAUGCAUUUAAAAUUCAUUGAACAGCAAUCUGAUUAAGAUACAUAUCCUGUGUCUCAGCUUUGCUUACAAUGUUCCGGAAGUAAAACGAAGUGUUUGCAGAUCCUUUUAAUCCUUUUAAGCAAAUCUGUAAUAUAAUCAGAUUGAUUAAACUGCAUUUGAAUAUUGGAAAGCUUAUAUAAUGCAGUAUUUAUAAAAUUUUGUGAAAUAUAUUUUAAUUAAUGAACGGAAGGUAUGUGAAAAGCGGAGAAAAAUAUUUUUCACUCACAAUUGCAACUUCUCAAAAAUCCCUCGACCGAAUUUUGUUGAAAAAGAAUGUUUCAUUGCGCAAUGUUGCUAUAAUUUUUCCUACACUUGUACUUGAAUACAUUAGGGUGUAUUUGAAAGAACAAGGGGUCGCUCAAUUCGUUUUUGCAGUUCUAAGCAUUGAGGUAUGUGAAAAAAAAACAUGAACAAUACUAUUUCUCACGCUACAUAUCGAUGUUAAUUAAUUUUAAAUGUAAAAUAACGAAUCGGGUCACCCCGUACAUUUUCAUAGCAGUAAAACGAAUACUUUACAGCAAUGUAUUCCCAUUUUUAAUAGAGAAACAAAGAAUACGGUGUAUCCAUCCAUGACAUAUAAUCAGUACAUGCACAGAAAAAGAACACACAAAAAGCAAAGGAACAGCGCUACUAUUGCUAUUUUUCAUCUAAAACACAACACAGAGCAAAAAAAAAGUUUAAGACGAUCCCUAGCACCAGUUUGAGUGGAGUUCUUUGCAAAAAAAUUCGGAUAGACUUUGUAAGAUGUAACAUCACCAAUUCGGGCCCGGUCAAAAACAACAAAAACAACAUACUGGAAAGUAGUACAUAUUUAAAACAAACAAAAAACAACAUUCUGGCGACGAAUUUAAAAACAAAUCUAAAGUAAAAACCUUCAUAUUCAACAGUGCUGGUUUCGUACAAUCUGUACAUUUAUAGAGCUUUUUAAUAAAUUUUCAAUUUAUUAUAUCUCUGCUCAAUAACGUACAUGUAUACGAACUCUUUGUCUUAAUAAACGCCUCAGGUUGUUUUUUUACGCAACACAAACUGUGAAAAUCUUUAACUUAAUUCAUUAUCAAUUUGUAUCUUUUUUGUUGUUGUAAUUUCUCUUAUCUAUUUCAAAUGCAAAUGGAAGAUGGUAUGAACUACGGAACAUUUACAGGAAGUGACAAAAGGCACAUAAUGAUUAGUUAUAACUCUGGACAUCAGGACGUGGUACUACAAAUACGUGAUAGUUUAGAAAACAUUUCAAUCAGAAUGGAUGGACAAAUAUGAUAUGUAUGGUUGGACAGACGAGGCUAUGGCUAAAGCUGUUGAGCAGGCAGAUAUUGUGCUUGUCUGUUUUUCAUCUAAAUACAGGAACAGUCCUUAUUGUAGAGCGGAGGCAGGAUAUGCAUUUGAUUUGGGGAAAACGAUAAUACCAUUAAAAAUGGAAAUGGAUUACAAGCCUGAUGGUUGGUUAGGUUUGAUAAUUAGUUCCAAAAAGUAUUAUGACUUUGGUGGGAAAUAUACUUUUGGUGAAAAAGUAAAUGAAUUAAUUCGAGCAAUCCAGACCAAUUUGAGAACAAAACAUAAAGAGACAGUAGAAGCAUCAGACCAUAUCACUCGAUCAGACAUGGAGGUUGCAACGAAAAUUGUAAAGUCAACGAUACAACAACCCCAUCGUCAAAACAGUGUUAAAAUCUCCGAGUUACCAUUUAUGCAGAUAUGCAUCUGCCUGUCUUUAACACUGUUACUGUUCAUUUGUAUGUUGAUAACUGUUUGUGGCUAUAGUUCUUCAAUUAAAGUAUGUUCCUACAAAGAAUGUGACCAUACUUCGCAAACAGCGGUACCUGAUAACUCAGGUGAAAAACCUAAGGUAGGCCAGAAUAAUGAAAUUGAUAAUACGAUGAAUUGGACACUUUCUCAAGUAGAAAAAUGGCUGAAUGAUAAGGUUUUUCAGAAGGAUAUGUUUUUAUCCAAACAAAGACAGUUGAAGGCUUUGAGAGGAAAAGACGUUGCAUUUCUCAAGCUGCUUGUUCAUGAGUGUCCAAAUACUUUCUAUCAAACAAUCAGGGAACAGUUGGGGAUAAAAGAUGUUCAAUCAAUGUCCGAUUUCCGAUUCGCUUUGGAAGACAUUGAUCAUGUUGAUACUGAUCUACAUUCCUCUUCGAAACAGGUUAUAAGUACCAGAACAGUUGAAACAACAAAAGUACGCUUAACUAUAUAGUUCUAUAUUAUGUACUUCAUAACUACGUCCGUGCUUACCAUCACAAAUGUACUCCGAUAUAUUGUGAUUUAUAAAAAAUAUUGGUUCAGUUGAACCUAUUUUUUUGAGGAUUUGAUAAGUUUAUAGUUGAUAUUUUACAAGCAAAUUUUUAAGUUUUGAACAAUUUGACAUUGCAAUGGUUUGGUGAUCAAUUGCAGGUAUAAUCGGGGUUCAGUGAGUGAAAAAGAUAUUAUUAUCAAUGUGCGCACAAUGUACAGCUUAUGUAUUGACUGUUAACUGCAUAAGCACAUACGUAAUUUUUUUUCAUAAAGUGUUCAAUAAAUUGGUUUCUUUUUUACUAAGACAAUAAAAGGUUAAAGGUUUACCUUAAAAUUACAACAAAAGUUCAAACAAUUUUUAAAUCUUGUGAAAAUUAUUCAAAUUAUUGUGAAUAUACGCAUCAUUCUAUUUCGUUUUAUCAAGAAAUUAGUUAUACUGUAUAAUGUUAACACAAAUAUUGUAAAAAAAUCUUGAUUUUAUUAAGAAAAAAGACAAUUUGUUUACACGAAUUACUCUUUCUUUUCGUCUAUUAUUAAACAUGAGAAAUACUUCUUAUUAAAACAAAUUAGAAAUAUCGAAAAUUAUUUUUAUCUUCUGAAUUAUAAAAUUCCGUUUAAAAUUAUUAUUUUUUUUUUAGUUCUUUUGCAAAUAGCAGAGAUGUAAUACUUGCACAAAAUAUUUAUUUUGUUUUGUAUUGUUUUCAUGUUUAACCAGAAUAUGUAACAUUUGGACUCUCAUUUAUGUUUAUUGGGGGUUUCAAUAGAGUAUUUCUGAAACCCUUAAAGAAAUCAUUGAAAGUAUUCAAACAUGGGUUUUAUCAAAUUUUUUGUUAAUUAUUGAAACUUAUACAAAUAAAUAUUUAACCAAAAUAUGUAAUAAAAAAUGUAACAUUUGGACUCUCAUUUAUGUUUCAAAGAUACUAUAAUUAUGAAAAAUAUCCUGUUUUUCAAUCGAUAUAUUAUCAAUAUCAUUGCUAUUUGGUGGUCAUAGCUAUGAUUAUGCAGUUAUAUAUAAAAAACCGUUUUCAUAGGCUGUCUGAAACAAUUUUACAAUAGAGUCUGUUAAAAUGUUAUAUAGUACAAGGGACAUAACUAUUGUUUACGUGUAUGUCAUUACAUAACGUGAUUUUCUAAUGUCAAUAUUUACCAAUUAUUUCUCAACAUUUUCAAUUCUGAUAUUUUAAUAUUUUAGAGAGUUUAUUGGGGGUUUCAAUAGAGUAUUUCUGAAACCCUUAAAGAAACCAUUGUUAGUAUUCAAACAUGGGUUUUACAAUAAUUGUUUUUAAUUAUUGAAACUUAUACAAAUAAAUGUUUGGAAAUCAAUAUUUUCUGGCGUCCAACAUUGUUAAAUUUGAUGUAUGUUUCAUGUGCUUCUUUGUUAAAUGUUUGUUUGUUUUGAGAUUGUGACACAGUGAUGACUGUUGUACCCAAAUUUUGACAAUGUUACCUAUUAUGUCUGUUUUUGUUCACGAAUCGUUGUAAAUAAAAUGGAAUUUGAUGCGAUUGUCAUACAAGUGAGAGGUUUAGCGCUAUAAAACCAGGUUCAAUCCACCAUUUUCUACAUAAGAAAAUGCCUGUACCAAGUCAGGAAUAUGACAGUUGUUGUCUAUUCGUUUGAUGUGUUUUAUCAUUUGAUUUUGCCAUUUGAUUAGGGACUUUCCGUUUUGACCUUUCCUCGGAGUUCAGUAUUUUUGUGAUUUUACUUUUUAUCAAUAAGAAGUAAGGACAAACACAACAGACUGACGACGUUUUUUUUUUCAGCCGAUCCUUAGUCCCUCUUAACAAUCUAUUGUACACAAUAUAAUUAGAUUUCUUUUGAAUAUAUUUCAAAAUUGCAUCGUACAUAUCUUGAGACUGGUACAAUGUUGGUUUGUGCAGCAUUGUCAUUUCCGGGCAAUCUGAAACGUUAGAAAUUGAAUGUUAUCAAAUAAAUUAAUAUGCAUAUCCAGUUAUAAUGCUUCGUCUGUAAGCAUAUCUAUAAAAAUGAGAAGAUGUGGCAUUGCCAAUGAAACAACUCUCCACAAGAGACCUAAUGACACAGAAAUUAACAACUGUAUUGGUUACUGUACGGCCUUCAUUAAUGAGCAAAGCGCAUACAUAAUCUGGAAGUAAGGUAUUCAUGUUCGUGCUGCUCAGUCUUAAGUUUUUUAUGCAGCGCUUUGUAGGGUGUUUGUUGUAUUUUAGUCGUUUUCGUUUUUGCCAUGGUAUUGUUUUGUUUUUUUUUUCAACCAAUGACGUUUGAUUGUACUUAAGUAUUUCAUACUUCCAUUUAUUAUUUAUAUAAUAUUUGUCUGCGAUGAUAUAUAAUAGAUACUAGUAUUGUUUUAUAUAUGAAAUAUAAUAUAACAGAGUGCACAUAGAAUAUACACUUACUUGGUUAUGGUUUUUUGUUCAUAAUAGUUUCAUUUAGCACGUGUUUUAAAUAAAUAAAUCAUAUUAAUAUU
Mytilus californianus (California mussel) is the source of this 6625-nucleotide messenger RNA. RefSeq lists its product as uncharacterized. Gene Ontology annotation, biological process: signal transduction. The transcript is spliced from 9 exons. The coding region runs from base 3196 to 4143 and encodes 315 amino acids. Lineage: Eukaryota; Metazoa; Mollusca; Bivalvia; Mytilida; Mytilidae. The record is from RefSeq and is a predicted model, not a curated record.